This is a messenger RNA of Plectropomus leopardus (leopard coralgrouper), 403 nucleotides long. The record is from RefSeq and is a predicted model, not a curated record. Lineage: Eukaryota; Metazoa; Chordata; Actinopteri; Perciformes; Serranidae.
UGAGAUUUCAGCUCUGCCGCUGUCGCUUUGAUUUUAUGAAGUUUCUUUGUAACAUCGCCGUUGAAUUAAUCAGAUCUCGAGCAGCUCACAUUUCAGCCGCAGCUCGUCGACACGGAGGAGAGAUGUGUAAAGAGCUGAAGACCAAAGUGCUGCGUCUGCUGCCGCCGACCUCCAACGGACCCUCCGUUCAGCCGGAGGGCUACACAGAUGGUGCUGAAAUCCUGAGCUCCACUGUGAAGGCUCUGAAGGACGGUCAUGUGGUCGCUCUGCCCACAGACACCAUCUACGGCCUGGCGUGUCUGGCCCAGAACUCAGAGGCCGUCAGAAAAACCUACAACAUCAAAGAAAGAAAUGGACAUAAACCGCUGGCCAUCUGUGUGGGAGAAAUCCAGGAUAUUUACAA